AUGGCCACUUGCGUCUUCUGUACAAAACCUGCCCCUGGCGGGUCCUACAGUGUGCAGCCGCCACAGGCAGCAGGGAACUCCUGCACACAGAGCUGCCGGCAGUGCCAGAUCAGAUACCAGGCUCGGGCCUGGCGGUGGGGAACCCAGGGGAGCCCUGUCACCCUGCACACCCCUCACCCUGGGUUUCACAACCAACCCUCCCUGUGCCCGAUCGGCCUCCUGAGCACGGAGGCUGCAUGGGUGCUGCAGGGCCUCCCUGGGGCUGCCGAGGGUGUCUGCUCACUGAGCCCGCGUCUCUCCCAGAUCCUGGUGGCUACGAUUGACAAUGCCGGCUUCGUGCUGCAGGUCGACAGUGCCCGCCUGGCAGCUGAUGACCAAACAGAGUUGAACUUGCACAUGAAUGUGGAGGCCAACCUCAACGGCCUGCACUGGGUGCUGGACGAGCGGACCCUGGCCAGAGCCGACCUGGAGAUGCAGGUUGAGAACCUCAGGGAGGAGCUGGCCGACCUCCGGAAGAAGCACGAGGAGGAAAUGAAUGGGCUGAGAGACCAGGUGGGUGGGGACAUCGGCAUGGAGGUGGACGCCACCCCUGGUGUGGACCUGAGCCGCAUUCUGAAUGAGAUGCGUGACCAGUACGAGAAGUUGGCGGAGAAAAACCGUGAGGACGCGAGGAUGGAGGACUGGUUCUCCAGCAAGACAGAGGAGCUGAGCCGCGAGGGGGCCACCAACCCUGAGGCCCUGCAGAGUGGCAGGACAGAGAUCGUGGAGCUCUGCAGCUCCAUGCAGAACCUGGAGACCGAGCUGCAGUCCCAGCUGAGCAUGACAGCGUCGCUGGAGGGCAGCCUGGCAGAGACAGAGACGCGCUCCGGGGCCCAGCUGGCCCAGCUGCAGGGGCUCAUCAGCUGUGACGGGAGCGCCCAGAACCACGAGUACCAGGUGCGACUGGUCGUGAAGACGAGGCUGGAGCAGCAGAUCGAUACCUGCCGCUGCCCGCUGGAGGGCGAGGGUGCCCACCUGGCCACGCAGUACUUGUCCCUGGCCUCGAACCCCACCUGGGAAGCCGUGGUGACCAGCCGCCAGGUGUGCACCAUCGUGGAGGUCCAGGAUGGCCGGGUGGUCUCCUCUCAAGAGAAGGUUCACCCCUCCACCCUCUGAGGCAUGUGACAGCCCGGCCUUGAGGGCCCAGGGCAGCCCUC
This is a messenger RNA of Lemur catta (Ring-tailed lemur), 1196 nucleotides long. RefSeq names its product keratin, type I cytoskeletal 42-like. The record is from RefSeq and is a predicted model, not a curated record. Lineage: Eukaryota; Metazoa; Chordata; Mammalia; Primates; Lemuridae. Gene Ontology annotation, molecular function: structural molecule activity. Gene Ontology annotation, cellular component: keratin filament.